Molecule: messenger RNA, 1553 nt
Organism: Fukomys damarensis (Damara mole-rat)
Lineage: Eukaryota; Metazoa; Chordata; Mammalia; Rodentia; Bathyergidae
Gene: Cpb2
Product: carboxypeptidase B2
Exons: 11
Coding region: 30-1415 (461 amino acids)
Biological process (GO): fibrinolysis; proteolysis
Molecular function (GO): metallocarboxypeptidase activity; zinc ion binding
Source: RefSeq, a predicted model, not a curated record
CUGAAAGCUGAGUCAAAUGCUCCACAGGAAUGAGGUGGAACGUCCGUUAUAUUUUAACCAGUGUGUGCAGACGGCUCUUCUGCGAUCGACCCUCCAGGCCUUUCUCUUCAGAGAAUUCUGUGGUGGGGCAAAUCUCAGUUGGGAUGAAGCGUUUUAGCCUCGGAGUCCUUGUCGCCGUCAUCCUUCUCUGCAAGCAGCAUGGCUUCGCCUUUCAGAGUGGCCAGGUUUUAUCUGCUCUUCCUAGAACUUCUAGGCAAGUUCAAGUUCUACAGAAUACUACCACAACUUAUGAGAUUGUUUUGUGGCAGCCAGUAACAGCGGAAUUUAUUGAAAAGAAAAAAGAAGUCCAUUUUUUUGUGAAUGCGUCUGAUGUAAGCAAUGUGAAAGCCCAUUUAAAUGAGAGCAGAAUUCCAUUCAGCGUUUUGAUGGGAGAUGUAGAAGAUCUUAUUCGACAGCAGACUUCCAAUGACACAGUCAGCCCCCGGGCCUCAUCAUCAUACUACGAGCAAUACCACUCACUAAAUGAGAUCUACUCUUGGAUAGAAACAAUAACUGAGAAGUAUCCUGAUAUGCUUAGAAAAACCCAGAUUGGAUCAUCUUAUGAGAAGCAUCCACUUUAUGUUUUAAAGGUUUCUGGCAAAGAACAAACAGCCAGGAAUGCCAUAUGGAUUGACUGUGGAAUUCAUGCCAGAGAGUGGAUCUCUCCAGCUUUCUGCUUGUGGUUCAUAGGCUAUGUAACUCAGUUCUAUGGGAAAGAGAAGCUGUAUACCAAUCUUCUAAAACACACAAAUUUCUAUAUUAUGCCAUUGGUUAAUGUGGAUGGUUAUGACUACACAUGGAAAAAGAAUCGAAUGUGGAGAAAGAACCGCUCUAUCCAUGGGAGAAAUGGUUGCAUUGGGACAGACCUGAACAGAAACUUUGAUUCCAAGCACUGGUGUGAGGAAGGUGCAUCAAGUUUCUCAUGCUCUGAAACCUACUGUGGACCUUAUCCUGAAUCAGAGCCAGAAGUAAAGGCGGUGGCAAAUUUCUUGAGAAGACACAUUAAGCAUACUAAAGCUUACAUCAGCAUGCAUUCAUACUCCCAGCAGAUACUGUUCCCAUAUUCCUAUAACAGAAGCAAAAGCAAAGACCAUGAGGAACUGUCUCUAGUGGCCAGGGAAGCAGUUCGUGCUAUUGAGAGUAUUCAUAAAAAUACCAAGUAUACACAUGGCAGUGGCUCAGAUACUUUAUACCUGGCUCCUGGAGGUUCCGAUGACUGGAUCUAUGAUUUGGGCAUUAAGUACUCAUUUACAAUUGAACUUCGAGAUACAGGCAGAUACGGAUUCUUGCUGCCAGAACGUUAUAUCAAACCUACUUGUACAGAAGCUCUAGCUGCUAUCUCUAAAAUAGCCUGGCAUGUCAUCAGGAACGUUUAAUGCCCUUGACUUUUCACUCUGCUUCCGUAAUUUUACGGAUUCUAGCGAGACCAUAUCGUACUAGUUUCUAAAUUUGAUGAGUAGUUUUCAUAAACGAUUUUCCCAUUCCUCCUUGCUUUUGCCAAAGAACACAAUAUA